AGUGCAGUGUCUGGAAAUGACCACUAAGCGAAAGCUGAUUGGCCGGCUGGUGCCAUGCCGCUGUUUCCGUGGUGAAGAGGAAGUGAUAUCAGUGCUGGACUACUCUCAUUGCAGUCUUCAGCAGGUCCCCAAGGAGAUCUUCAGCUUCGAGAGAACUUUAGAAGAGCUCUACCUGGAUGCCAACCAGAUUGAAGAAUUACCCAAGCAACUCUUCCAGUGCCAGGCCCUAAAGAAGCUGAGCUUGCCUGAUAACGACCUUUCCAAUCUUCCUACCACCAUCGCCAGCCUGGUUAACCUCAAAGAGUUAGACAUCAGUAAAAAUGGAAUCCAGGAGUUUCCAGAUAAUAUAAAAUGCUGUAAAGGCCUGUCUGUGGUAGAAGCCAGCGUCAACCCCAUAACAAAACUCCCAGAUGGUUUUACGCAGCUCCUGAAUCUGACCCAGCUCUUCUUAAAUGAUGCCUUCCUGGAGUAUCUGCCCGCUAACUUUGGCAGGCUCUCCAAACUACGGAUUCUGGAGCUGAGAGAGAACCACCUGAAAACCAUGCCAAAGUCCAUCCACAGACUGACACAGCUGGAGAGGCUGGAUCUGGGUAGCAAUGAAUUCUCUGAAAUGCCAGAGGUGCUGGAACAGAUACACAGCCUUAAGGAGCUGUGGCUGGAUAACAACUCUCUACAGUCUAUACCUGGGUCAAUAGGGAAGCUUCGUCAGUUGCGGUAUUUAGAUUUGGCCAAAAAUCGCAUUGAGUCUUUGGACAGUGACAUCUCUGGCUGUGAGGCCUUAGAAGAUCUACUGCUAUCCUCCAAUAUGCUGCAGCAUCUGCCAGACUCUAUAGGAAUGCUGAAGAAGCUGACCACUCUAAAGGUAGAUGACAACCAGCUGACCGCACUGCCUCACACUAUUGGGAGCCUUCGAAGGAGCCAGUCCAGUCCGAAGCCAAAGCAAGGCCUGUCUCUUUUGGAGGAGUUGGACUGUAGCUGUAAUGAGCUGGAGUCGUUACCUCCCACUGUUGGCUACCUGCACAGCUUGAGAACUUUUGCUGCAGAUGAAAACUUCCUCAUAGAGCUGCCACGGGAGAUUGGUAACUGCAAGAAUGUGACGGUGAUGUCACUUCGGUCCAACAAGCUGGAGUUUCUGCCUGAUGAAAUAGGGCAGAUGACCAAACUACGUGUUCUUAACCUCAGCGACAACAGGUUGAAGAAUCUACCGUUUACCUUCACCAAGCUGAAGGACUUGGCAGCUCUGUGGCUCUCUGACAAUCAG
Messenger RNA from Cyprinodon variegatus (sheepshead minnow), 1261 nucleotides. Its product is annotated as leucine-rich repeat-containing protein 7-like. Gene Ontology annotation, cellular component: postsynaptic density; postsynaptic membrane; adherens junction. The transcript has 14 exons. The record is from RefSeq and is a predicted model, not a curated record. Gene Ontology annotation, molecular function: protein binding. NCBI's taxonomy places the organism in Eukaryota, Metazoa, Chordata, Actinopteri, Cyprinodontiformes, Cyprinodontidae. The annotation marks the transcript as partial. Gene Ontology annotation, biological process: neurotransmitter receptor transport, endosome to postsynaptic membrane; neurotransmitter receptor transport postsynaptic membrane to endosome.